This is a messenger RNA of Botrytis cinerea B05.10, 1856 nucleotides long. RefSeq lists its product as hypothetical. NCBI's taxonomy places the organism in Eukaryota, Fungi, Ascomycota, Leotiomycetes, Helotiales, Sclerotiniaceae. The coding region runs from base 87 to 1619 and encodes 510 amino acids. The record is from RefSeq and is a predicted model, not a curated record. The transcript is spliced from 2 exons.
GAGGUCAUAAAUCAUUUUCAAUCUUCAAUCUCUACUCUCCAACUUUUGUGCACCCAAACAUCAUUCCAGUACUCCAGUACUCAAAAAUGGCCAACAACGAUUUCGAUGGUAUCCGAGUCGAGAUGGCAAAGGGAAUAGUGGAAGGUUUAAAAAAGGAUCUCGCGUUAAAGACACUGGCAAAGAUCGUGGCAGAAGGCAAAGCAUCUAGUGAACAGAAAGAAGAGUUUGACCGUUGCAUUCAAAGCGGAAAUAAAAUGCCUCUACCACCAGAAGUUCAACUUUAUGCAAAUCAUCCUGCAGCCACUCCAACACCAGAUAUGCCAUCUAUGCUUCUCUCUCUCCCGAAAGAAAUUCGACUAGAGAUAUAUCGAUACCUGAUUCUUCCUGUGAAGUACGUUUUCGUCGGGCGAAGGAGCGGUGGCCACUUGGGUUCUGACGAUAGUUCAUCGGAUGAUUGGAGCGACGAAGACACGAUUUCAUUCGAUGGCGAUAAUUCAGAUAUGGAGAUAGAGUAUGAUGGACCCGGGGGUGUCGAUGGGCUGGGAACUUUAUUGUGGUCAAUGGCGGAGCAACAAGGUACAAUCGAAUUGGAUGAUGAUCCAGAGUUCCCGUCGAAUCCCGAAGCAGAGUCGAUUCUCGACGAAGUCGACCCGGCAAUGCCUGCACCUGACGAUAUUGAGGUUGUAAACUUAGAAGAUGGAGGAACGGCUACAAGAACAAAAGACGGAGGGAAGUGGGAAACCAACUCUACAAGCUCCGAUGGAACCGACUUCGCAGUAAAAUAUCGCAUGUGGCCUGAGAUCUUGCGAGUUAACAAACAAAUAUACGAAGAAGCCUCUUCCAUGUUUUUCACUGAAGCCACUAUCGUCAUCUGUUGCAACGACCUUUUCUUUCUCAGCAACAAGGCUUUCAGAAUGGGUACCAUUUUCGGUGAGAAUCCUUGGAGGUACAACCCCCUCACAGCUGUCGCGAAAAAACUACCAGGUGGCACAAUACAGUAUGAUCAAGAGGACUUGGGUGGAUGGUUGGAGCCUCACAUGUUCGCAAAGUUUCAAAAGGUUGUCCUCGAUUGUGCGUUGGAAGUAGAACAUACCGAGAACGUCCAACUAUUUUUCGAUGUCGAGACUGGAAAAUUUGAUUCUGAAGAUGAAACCAGAUUUCGCAACUACAUACGCAAUUUGACCUUCGUCAAGGACUUUGUCAAGAUUUUAUCUAAAUCUUCAGUCGUCAAUCAGCUCACCAUUAACGUGCUUGUCGAAGUUACGGCCGAGACACGUCUAGAUGCCGAAUCAAUUGAUACAGAGGAUGAAGAAGAAAUGGAGGAAAUGGAUGAGAAGCAAGAUAUGGCAGAUCUUGAGGCUAAUAUUGCCGCCACAGAAAUUUUCAUGGAUUGUGGCUUGUUCAAAACUUUGAGGCAUCUGAAGAACGUGAGGAAAUUAGAAUUCCGAACCGGCUUUGCCGACUUUGAACCUCCAGUCGAUUAUAAACCAAAAGAGAAGCAUCAAAUUAUGGCACAAAAGCUUAAAAGUUUGGUGGAGCGUAAUUUUAAGGCGCCGGAAGAAUCUACCAGAGGCGGUCUCAGAAGCCAGGGAAGCAUCACACAACAUGGAGCUCUCUAAAGGAUCGGAAAUGGAUAUGGAUGUUGAGGAAUUCGUUGUGGACGAUAAAAUAAGCUUAAUGUUGUGUGUGUGUGCGUUGUAUAUAGCUAUACAUUAUUUUCUGGUGUUGUAUAAUGGGAGGGUCAAAAUUCAUUGUAUGAUUGCUUUAUUGCAUGUCGAAUGGGUGGCUUCGGCUACUACUAGAAUCUAGAAUAAAUGUCUUCGUUGACAAGGAUAGUUAUAAAAUUGUGCAGUUCA